Messenger RNA from Metarhizium robertsii ARSEF 23, 870 nucleotides. RefSeq names its product major facilitator superfamily MFS-1. The transcript has a single exon. The record is from RefSeq and is a predicted model, not a curated record. The coding region runs from base 1 to 870 and encodes 289 amino acids. Lineage: Eukaryota; Fungi; Ascomycota; Sordariomycetes; Hypocreales; Clavicipitaceae.
AUGUCUGGACAGUUCCCGACCUAUCACCUCGCCCCCAAUUUCUCCAUUGGGCCGCCUCCGAGGGGGUUGUUGGAUCUCGGCUCCAUCAUCGACGACCUCAAGAACCCAGACGUCAUCAACAGAACUUGCCAAGUCAACGUUGAUGAGAAUGACAAGUAUCGGGACGAGAAAAGGGGCUUCGUCUCCAGCCGUUCGAGAAUGAGGCAGGGCGAUUACGGCGUCUGGGCCAAGGCUGUCGGGAUUCAAGGGCUAGGCGGCGAAGUGUCCAGAACCACUGGGGACUCGCGCGAGGAAACCUACCGAUUUAAGAGUAUCGAAACCAUUUAUUUUGUCGCGGACAGAGCGUACAUUACAAAAGCAAUGAACAUGGAAGAAGUCGAGGAAUUUGUCAAGGGAAGCGGCUACAGUCCCGUCUACAUCGUCACCGGACUCAAGAUUGCUCGCGGCCCGGCCGUCAGUGUGUCCAAGAAUAGAAAGCGAGGAUUCAAAGCCGAGGCUGUGGUCAAUCAGCCAGCCGGCGUGCCAGGUGAUAUCGGCGCCAAGAGCAACUCUCUCGCGGAAGAUGUCGCGGUGAUGGAGUUUGAGGAAUCUGAUGACUUUGUUAUUGGUAUCCGCGUGAAGAAGGUUAGAUAUAGGAUGAAGGGCACGGUUCACAAACAGCCUGGCGACAUUGUGAUCGAGAAGUAUGAUAAAGGAGCCCAACUUUUGGGAGCAGGCGACAAGGACGAAGAAGUCCCUGUCGAAGAGGUGCCUCUCGACAGCGAGAUGGUGGGUAUGAUUGAGCUGCUGGAUGGAGUUCUGACGGAGACGGAUGUCGACGGCAGAGAGAUGGCCACUGGCUGGAUCGUGCCAGCCGCCGGCCCUUGGUGA